AUGCUGCAAAUUUCAGAGUUUCUUACCCCAGAAGACCGACUUGCAUUGCGCCAGUUUACACUCGCCGAUCAUGAAAAGGAGACUUCUAAUUCUCCUCCUGAGCCAAGAACUCCAACGCAGCCAGCGCCUUUUCUAAAAAGGCAUAGAGCAGUUGGUGAAGCAGUGCAGCAGGGAUCUUCGUCCGGGAAAAUGAAAUUGAAAGCGUCCACCUCUUCUGUAGAUAGAUGUGCCGAGAUGCCUUCAAAAGAAGAAGAAGAAGAAGAACAGAGCGGACUUCAACAAAAGCAAAAGCUGCUACAAGACCAACAAGAGCAGGGAAAACUGUGGAAAAUGACGCGUGACCGAGAAGCUCAGUUUUUUAAUCAGG
Amoebophrya sp. A25 is the source of this 367-nucleotide messenger RNA. The record is from the annotation of a GenBank genome assembly. Lineage: Eukaryota; Dinophyceae; Syndiniales; Amoebophryaceae.